This is a messenger RNA of Notothenia coriiceps (black rockcod), 4231 nucleotides long. RefSeq names its product glucose-fructose oxidoreductase domain containing 2 (gene gfod2). The coding region runs from base 437 to 1591 and encodes 384 amino acids. The record is from RefSeq and is a predicted model, not a curated record. Lineage: Eukaryota; Metazoa; Chordata; Actinopteri; Perciformes; Nototheniidae. Gene Ontology annotation, molecular function: nucleotide binding. The transcript is spliced from 3 exons.
CUCCACUUGACACACAGCAAUUAGUCACAUAAUUAAUCCAUGUUAUAUUUUAGUUAUUUGCCUUUAAUCGACAUAAUAACAAGUUCCACAGGGAGCACAUUUGCUUCUAUUUAGUAUUAAUGUGCGUAAGGCUAAAGCCAUAAUUUUGAGGUGUAACUUUCCCUUGAUUCUCCGCUGGUGAGCCAUCUCCUACCUCCUGUAGUAUCUCUGGUCCUCCCCACAGUCCUGCCGUUGCUACUGAAGUUACCACUAGCAACUGGGCAGCGCCCGGCGGAGCACCUUCAACCGCUGUUCAUGUUGUCCUGCUUCAUACAGUAGGUACAAUCUUAAUUUCCAAAAACAGUCAAGACAUGAGAGGAAAGUAAAUUGUAUGCUCUUGGGAUGUUGUUGAGGCUGGCUAUGGUUCGCACGUAAGGUCGCACUGAGUGGCACUGCCAUGUUGCCAGGAGUCGGUGUAUUUGGCACGGGCAGCACAGCCCGAGUGCUGGUACCGCUGUUGAAAGCUGAAGGCUUUGAGGUCCAUGCAGUUUGGGGGAAAAGCGAAGAGGAGGCAGGCUGCCUGGCAAAGGAGCUCGGCAUCCCGUUCCACACCAGCCGAUCUGAUGACGUCCUGCUGCACCAAGACGUCGACCUUGUUUGCAUCUAUAUUCCACCCUCAAUGACAAGGCAGAUUGCUGUCAAAGCACUGGGUAUAGGUAAGAAUGUUCUGUGUGAGAAAGCUGCAACCGCUGUGGAUUCCUUCAAGAUGGUGACUGCUGCCAGAUACUACCCACAGCUGCUCAGCAUUAUGGGUAAUACCCUGCGCUUCCUGCCAGCUUUCGCAGCAAUGCGCCAGCUACUGGUGGAGAGAUAUGUUGGCGAGAUGCAGGUGUGUGAUGUGCGUGUGUAUGGCCCCAGCCUCCUGGACCAGGCGUACGGCUGGACGUGUGAGGAGCUGAUGGGCGGAGGCGGACUGCACACCGUCGGCUCCUCCGUCAUUGACCUUUUAAGUUACCUGACGGGUGAACGAGCCCAUCGUGUUCAUGGCUUAUUGCGGACCUUUGUACAACAAAAUGGUUUGAUCCGAGGCAUCCGCCGCGUCACCAGCGAUGAUUUCUGCUUCUUCCAGAUGUUGAUGGGUGGAACCGGGUCUCGCUCGGGCGGCGUUUGUUGCACCGUCACCCUGAACUUCAACAUGCCGGGGUCAUUUGUGCACGAAGUAAUGGUAGUCGGAUCCACUGGGAGACUGGUUGCCAGGGGGACAGAGCUAUAUGGCCAGCGCAAUGGGAGUAAAAGUGAGGAGCUGUUGCUAGGCGACAGUGGGUGGGUGGGGCCAGAGGUGAAAGAGAUGCCCCUGCCUCACCUGCAGGGGCUCAGCUCCAUGGUGAAGGCACUGAGAGAGUCUUUUCAGGCUCAUGAGGAGCGCAGGUCAUGGGCACGAGGACCGGUCGCCAUGGCACCGACAUUUGAAGAUGGUCUGUACGUGCAGACCGUGGUGGAGGCAGUGAAGCGGUCCAGCUGUAGUGGAGAGUGGGAGUGUGUUGAGAUCAUGAGUCAGGAGCCAGAUCCCAAUCACAACCUGUGUGAAGCUCUGCAGAGAAACAAGAACUGAAUCUAUUUACAAACCCAGUGCAACUACUACAUGUUUCCGACGGUCGGCCUCUGAAUGUUUCUCCUUUCUGUCAGCUGCUGAGGCAGUUUACAUGUACCAUGACUACUUACAUUUAGCAUUUUCACAUUCUGCCACAUUUUGAGCAGAAUAUUUUUGCUUUAGAAAUCAAAGCUGUGGAUGUUUGUACCCUCACAGUUAUGAUUUGUUUGUACACUAAAUGUGUUGACCUCAGCUCCAUUAUUCUGAUUCUCAACCGAAAAUAUUAUUAUAGCUGUGUCAAAAUCUACCUGUGCUCCGUUUACAUGUUUAUUAUCUGUAACAUGCCAAAAAGUAGACACAGCUUUUUGUAUCACUGGAGCCUAAAGUCAUGGAGCAAUGCCUGAAAAGUUCCCUUUAAAUAAGGUUGAUAUAUGUCUCCUGUCGGCAAGGCACCACUCCUAAGUCAAAUAUUGGCCAGGAGAAAAAGUCCUUGAUAGGCAAAAUACAACCUUUCAGUGGACGUCCGACCGUUUGCUUAUCCUCACUUUAAGAAGCUUGUGUGGACAUAUUUCUGUCAUUUAUGGAACCAGCCGCUUAUAUGCAGGUUGUAUUUUGAGACAUCAGACCUUGAGUGGUUUCAGUGUUUCCCAGAGUUAUACAUUACACUACAAGAUAAUGGUCUAGUGGCUACGUAUCAGCACUAACAAAGCUGUUAAGUUGCUGCAACCUAACACGUCUCAGGAGGGAACGCAAUUUCAUAGUUUGGCUCAAAUUGAAACACAACUUUAAGUACAGUCCAACCGAGAAAACAUGUGAAUCUUUAUUGUACAUAUAGAUGUAUGUUGGUGUUAAUUUAUUUUCAACAUGAAUAGCACAUUAUUCUGAAAGGGAGUGGGCAUGAGGAUGAUUUGACUAACAAAACUCUUUCAGUGCUUGCAGUGUGGCGACUGGCACAAUUCAAAUGAUGCUCUUUUGGAGCUCGGCCUCUAUUCAAAUAUAGAAUAAGAAUAAUGGAGCUGUGCACUGUUUAUUUUUAUUUUUUGGAUUUUGUAACAAUAAGCAUACAUUUAAAGAAUGAAUGAGGGGCUUGUAGGUUUUGAUGUUAAUAUAUGUCAUGGCAUACCUAAAAUACCAGGGAUUGAGUAAAAUAAGCUAUGUUAAACUGAACAUUAAAAAGUCUAAUUUAUAUAAAUCUCCUGCAAAAUGUCAGAUUCCUAAGGCUAUCUUAAAUCUUUAUAUCAGAUGUCACACAUCCUGUCGGUAGAGCAGUUAUGGUGAGCUGAAAUUAUGAACUGCUACGGUGGAUUUCAGUAGUGGCAUGUUUCAUUGAAAGUAUACCAACUUCAAACCACUCAAUCCAUAUGUUCAGUAUGCUCAGUCAUUUAAAUGUGACUAUUUCCAGAUACACUACUUAAAGAAGCUCCAAUGAGGGCGACACUUCAAGUGUUUUUAGUAAUGGUUUAUAUAAACAUCUUCUGGAACAAACGGAACAUAUGGACAGAGUUGAAGUAGUAGCAGGAGCUCACCUGGUACAACUCACCACCUAUUGAUCCAUUCAAACUUUCAGUAAGGAAGGAAACUACCACCUUUUAACCUCUCAAGCAUUUAUAGGAUGAGCAUUUGAUGCUCAAAUGAAAGAUUUUAGGUGGAGUAACGCAAUGAAUCUUAGAAUCCUAGAAAUAAGUAACCUUUUAUUGUUAUACUGACAACAGUUUUAAAUAUUCAAAGACCUAGGAUAUUUGACAACUAGAUUUAGUUUAAAAUGUGUGUCAAAAGGUUUGUUUACAUGAGAUAACUAUGAAGUUAUUUGAAUGCUUUUUGAAAGAUUUUGUUCAUGCAAUCUAUGCAUUUUAAGUUAUUACAGAUGUUUAAAUCAAGAGAGAGGAGUCUGCCCUUCAUCCGAAACACCUUACUGAUCUUUUCAUUGAGUAGAACCACUGGAUCUGAUGUGCAUAAAAGUGUAAAUGUGUGCCUCUCUAAGUUGCUCAGACCAAGCUAAGUUUUUAGUUGUUAUAGUCGCUCACUGCAUUUCAGUACUGCUGAAUAAUAUUGGGCUCGGCGCUCCUCCUGCUGAGACAGGAGGUGAGGACAGAAACAGGCUGCUGUUUGUUGUAUUGGUCUGUUCCUUUCUUAGACCCACGCAGGAUCUGCAUAUAAGGAAACAUGCACCUAACACGCUUACCUCACGCUAUCCUAACAAUGCUUGUAAUUAAUCAAGUUUACAUUAAGUGUCUUUAUAAAACGCAUCACCUUUUCUCGCAGGAUUUUCGACAACCCACCACUAUUAAAAUACAUUCCAACCAAGUUUUCACCUUCUUCUUUUUCUCUUGUUCUUUACACUGAUAACGGAUAAAAGUGCCACAUAUUUAAUAUGCUGUGUGGUGCUAUUACCAGCCGGCUCACUGCGAAAAUGAAUUUAACACAUGUCUGUAUAAGGAAGUGUUUUUGUAUUUAUUUAUGUCUUGGUGUGGAGAAAGUUUCCCAUUGUUUAUUUUGUUCAGUGUUUGUGUCACUCUUAAGUAUGUGAAUUUCUGUUGUAGUAUUUAUCUUGUUUAGUUUUAGUGUUUAAUAUGGCUUUUUGAGCACAAUUUAUGUUGGUAAACUGUACUGUUCAUUUGCCUGACAGAUACUUCCUUAAUAAAUACAGUUGUAUUCAUUUAC